This is a messenger RNA of Phasianus colchicus (ring-necked pheasant), 4338 nucleotides long. It is a transcript of the gene CPEB3, whose product is annotated as cytoplasmic polyadenylation element binding protein 3. Gene Ontology annotation, biological process: negative regulation of cytoplasmic translation. The record is from RefSeq and is a predicted model, not a curated record. NCBI's taxonomy places the organism in Eukaryota, Metazoa, Chordata, Aves, Galliformes, Phasianidae. Gene Ontology annotation, cellular component: cytoplasm; synapse; nucleus. Gene Ontology annotation, molecular function: translation factor activity, RNA binding; ribosome binding; mRNA 3'-UTR binding.
AAUCAGUUUCUCAUUGCAGGGUGAGAGCUCUGAGUUCCGGUGUAAGAGAAAAGAGACGUGGCGAAAUUGCUGUAUAUCUCUGCCCUAUAAGCACAUCUCUCAUUUAGACUGAAGGGAAACAAGGCAUCAAAAAGGCUGCGCAAACCAUGCAGGAUGAUUUACUGAUGGACAAAAGCAAAGCCCAGCCCCAGCAGCAGCGGCAGCAGCAGCAGCAGCAAGAUCCAAACUCAGCAGAAGCCCCCUCUACGCCCAUCUCGUCAGAGACGCCCAAGCCAGAAGACAACAGCUCAGUGACUAGUAUCGGCACAUCGGCUCCUUCCCAAAAUAGCAAGGAGAAGAUGCAGAUGGAGUCUCCCAUUUUGCCUGGCUUGAGCUUUCACCAGCCUCAACAAGAACCUGCAGCCGGCACCUCCUUGUCUCCCUCCUUCGGCAGCACCUGGUCGACGGGGACCACAAACACGGUGGAUGAUAGCUUUUUCCAGGGGAUUACUCCGGUCAAUGGAACAAUGCUUUUCCAGAAUUUUCCACACCAUGUCAACCCUGUAUUUGGUGGCACUUUCUCUCCUCAAAUUGGCCUAGCUCAGACUCAACACCACCAACAUCAGCAGCAGCAGCAGCAAGCUCAGCAGCAGCAGCAGCAGCGGAGGUCUCCUGUGAGCCCUAAUCAGGCACCUUUUGCCCAGAGAAAUGCUGCUUACAGCCAUCAGCCCAUCAUGACCAGCAAACCGUCUUCCUCCUCUGCAUCCUCUUCUUCUUCCUCCAGCUGGAAUAACCAUCAAAAUGCAGCUUGGAGUACACCUUCCAACCCUUGGGGUGGGCUGCAGGCUGGUAGGGACCCUCGAAGGGCAGUUGGAGUGGGGGUCGGCGUGGGAGUGGGGGUCGGCGUACCCUCCCCCCUCAAUCCCAUUUCACCCCUUAAAAAACCAUUCUCCAGCAAUGUCAUUGCCCCUCCGAAGUUCCCACGGGCUGCACCCUUAACCCCCAAAUCCUGGAUGGAAGACAACGCGUUCAGGACGGACAAUGGCAACAAUCUGUUGCCUUUUCAGGACCGGAAUAGGCCCUAUGACACUUUUAACUUGCACUCUUUGGAAAAUUCCUUAAUGGAUAUGAUAAGGACUGAUCAUGAGCCUCUGAAAGGUAAACACUACCCUCCCAGUGGCCCACCAAUGAGUUUCGCUGAUAUAAUGUGGAGGAAUCAUUUUACAGGGCGUAUGGGAAUAAACUUCCAUCAUCCAGGAACGGAUAAUAUUAUGGCCCUUAACAGUCGGUCUUCACUCUUUCCUUUUGAAGAUGGCUUCCUAGACGACAGUCACGGUGAUCAGUCUUUAUCAUCGGGUCUCAGCUCUCCAACACGCUGUCAGAAUGGUGAAAGAGUGGAACGCUAUUCUAGAAAGGUGUUUGUUGGAGGUCUUCCUCCUGACAUCGAUGAAGAUGAGAUCACUGCCAGCUUUCGUAGGUUUGGACCUCUUGUGGUGGACUGGCCUCACAAAGCUGAAAGCAAGUCAUAUUUUCCACCUAAAGGUUAUGCCUUCCUGUUGUUCCAGGAAGAAAGCUCUGUACAAGCUCUGAUAGAUGCCUGUCUGGAAGAAGAUGGGAAACUUUACCUGUGUGUAUCAAGUCCCACAAUCAAGGAUAAACCAGUGCAAAUUCGACCUUGGAACCUAAGUGACAGUGACUUUGUGAUGGAUGGGUCUCAGCCUUUGGACCCAAGAAAAACUAUUUUUGUUGGAGGAGUUCCACGGCCCCUCCGAGCUGUUGAAUUGGCAAUGAUUAUGGACCGUUUAUACGGAGGUGUCUGCUAUGCUGGCAUUGAUACAGACCCAGAGUUGAAGUACCCAAAAGGUGCUGGCAGAGUGGCUUUCUCUAAUCAGCAGAGCUAUAUUGCUGCUAUCAGUGCUCGCUUUGUCCAGCUCCAACACAAUGACAUUGAUAAACGGGUGGAAGUGAAGCCAUAUGUGCUGGAUGAUCAGAUGUGUGACGAAUGCCAAGGCACUCGCUGUGGUGGAAAAUUUGCUCCGUUCUUUUGUGCCAAUGUUACCUGUUUGCAGUAUUACUGUGAAUACUGCUGGGCAAGCAUACACUCUCGUGCUGGGCGAGAGUUCCACAAACCACUGGUAAAGGAGGGAGGUGACCGACCCCGCCACGUGCCGUUCCGCUGGAGCUGAACCCCAGGCCUCCCCCAGCAACAAGUACUGGAGUAGAUAAAAUCGAGGGAAAAAGAGAGCGCUGCCUCAGGGCUUAGUGUUCUGGAAAUUUGUGCAUUCGUCCUCGACUUUAAUGAAGAUAUGGGUCUUUUUAUUACUAUUAUUAUUAUUUACAGUCACAUUACUGAACUCAGUGUCCAGUAUAAUACAAACCGGCAGAGUGUAACUGUACUGAUUUUGCACUUUGAUUCACACAAACAUCUGCUUGGUACCUUAAUUUCCUACACAAGACUUGUCACUAGUGACAUUAUGUAGACUGCCAUUCUCAUCAGCCUUCACUGGGUUGAUGUGUAUGUGAUGAAGAUUUUUUUAUUAUAAUUAUAGUUAUUUUUAUUUUUAAACUGGAGCAUGCACUUAUUUUCAGAAAUUUAGACUUGCCCCUAGCAGAUGACUUACCAAAGGUAAUAUUCACAAGUAGGUGGCAGAUGUAGCAAAAACUUAAACAGAUAUUCAGCAAUCGUUAGUUUGGGUCAUUUAGCAUAGUAAUAACCCUUAAAGAAAAUAAGCCUUUAGUUGCUCUCCAUUUUUGACUUGUAAGGAUGAUACCUCAUAAGCUGGAUCAGACUUUUUUUUUCUUUUGUUUUGCUGAGGGUUUUUCUUUCUUUUUUUUUUUUUUUUGUUAGUCUUUUAGUGUUAUGUAAAUGUAUGCUGCAAUAGCUUUUGCUGCUAUUAAAAUGGUAUUACUAAUACCAUAAUACUCUAUUCAGGCUAGGGUAUCAAUUAAAAAAUGAAUAUGUGAUUAAAAUAGUGAUGGCUGCUGAAAGGAGAUCAGUAUAGCAUACAGAAAAGCUUCCAAGGAAGGUCAAUAUUUUUUGACUGCAUGUUUACUUAAUCAGGUUGCUGCAUGCAAUAAAUUUUAUAUAUGUCUAAUAUAAAACCUGCCCACAAUGCACAAAUUACGAGUCUACUUAGGUGACAAAAUAUUGAGUAACAAAGAAAAAGAAAAAAAUGGAUUACUGACUGGAGGAAGGCAUGCCUCAGUAAAUGUAAUGCUUCUGAAAUUAGGAUCAGCCCAUUACAGAAUGACCUAUACUACAACAAAUAUAAAAACUAGCUGUAGGAUAUUCAUAAAACAAAUUUGUGGAUGGUAGAUGAAGUACUUUGCGGUGCUCUGUUAUAUAUCGUGCAAUUUAUUUUAUAUAGUAAGGUGAUUAUGUCUAGUACUGUGAUCAAACUUAACUGUUAAAGCCUCUGUAUCCGACAUUAACACACUCUUGACAGUUCAUAACAGGUACAUAAACAGAAAUGAGCUCUUAGUUACAAUCUCUCUCCUAAUGCUUGCACCAGUUACGUAGUUGCAGACUUUGUCCAGAAAACCAAAGAGCUCAUACUAGCAUACAUACACUACCAAUUAGAUAGUCUGUCAACCUAAUGAACUAGGCACAUUUAAGAAAGUUAGAAAAAGAAGUGGUGCUAAAGAAAUGUCUGCAUAUAAAAGUAACAUGAGAUGUCUGCUCUGUGGAUGUGGCGUUAUCUCUCUAAUCCCUGGAUGUAUCCUGUGAAGCUUGAACACAAUUAAGACCUGCUAACACAGUGGACAUUUUUUUAGCAUGAACUAUGGGGCUGCAGAUAGCAUAUAAAUAUAAACACACUUGGUAUACUAAUGAUUGUGAGAAUGUGUACACUAUUUUUUUUCUUUUUUUUCCUUUGUUUUUGCAGUUCUGGGGACAAUCUGACUGGAUAUGACACCGCAUAGUAGAUUUAAAUGUUCUGGGUUUUGUUUGUCGUGAUGUCCUCGUUUGUGUCUAAUUUAGUAAGCUGUUUUUCCCAGUGUUUAGUUGCAAGUAUUGGCUUUGAAAGGAACUUUUCUGUUUUUGAAGAAAAAAAAGAAAAAAUAGUUUUUUACUGGUUUAAAAUGCUAAUUAUAAUUAUCCCUUUUGAGGUUACUUCUGGGCAUUUUUGUGAUAUUGCUUUUCCCAGCCCAGGUGUCUUUUCUGUUUUUUUUUCAUCUGUACAAGACAUUUUGUUAUGCACUACUUUUUGUAUCUAGACAGUUUUCAACAGUUGGCUGAUGAUUUUUUUUAAAGAAAAAGGCAUGCUUUCUGACUGACAUGAUCUUUUGCAAUACCUCAAUUUUGAAAUAUAGGAAAGAAAAUGAUAUUUUCUAAGUAAGUUUAUUCAGAAAAAUAUAUAU